CAUCCCAAACAAGAACAUAAGUUAACCUGCAAUUGCUUAUUGCUCAAGGAUCCUUCCUUCUUUCCUUCUCAUAAAGACUUGAACUUUACUUCUUUGAAGAAGAAGAAGAAGAAGAUGAACGAAGUAGAUGUCUCUAAGCAGAUACAGCAGAUGGUCAGAUUCAUUCGCCAAGAAGCCGAAGAGAAAUCCAACGAGAUCUCUCUAUCUGCUGAGGAGGAAUUCAACAUUGAGAAGUUGCAACUAGUUGAGGCCGAAAAGAAAAAAGUUCGUCAAGAGUAUGAAAAGAAGACAAAACAAGUGGAAGUUCGUAAGAAAAUUGAGUACUCGAUGCAGCUGAAUGCAACACGCAUUAAAGUUCUUCAGGCACAAGAUGAUAUGGUUAAUUCCAUGGAAGAUUCUGCCAGCAAGGAACUUUUGCUUACUGCUAAUGACGAUAAUGCCUACAAGGAGCUCCUCAAAGGCUUGAUUAUUCAGAGUUUACUGCGGUUGAAGGAGCCAUCAGUUUUGUUGCGGUGUAGAGAGAUCGAUGCUGAUCUGGUGGACUCUGUUUUGGAUGAAGCAAAGGAAGAGUAUGCUGACAAAGAAAAUGUAGCUGUUCCUGUUAUUACAGUUGACAAACGUAUAUAUCUCCCUCCACCUCCGAAAACUGCAGAUUCACAUGAACCUUCUUGUGCGGGAGGAGUGGUCCUAGCUUCUCAAGAUGGAAAGAUCGUCUUUGAGAACACACUUGACGCUCGUUUAGAUGUUGUUUUCCGUAACAAACUGCCCGAGAUCCGCAAACACCUCCUAGGAAAAGGCACGGCUUGAUCAUGAUCAUAAGAGAUUGUUCUGACCUUAACAACGCAUUGGAGGUGUGGAGUUUCGAUCAUCUUCUAUUAGAUUUUUUUCGUUUUUCUGUGUGAAAUCAAUCUUAUAUACAUGAGUUGUGUUGUGAUGAAAAUAAAUAUGGUAUUGUCCAGAGAAGUGACUCUUCACUGGUUGUCUCAAUUUGCAAUAUACUGAAUUUUAUGGUUCA
Impatiens glandulifera is the source of this 1015-nucleotide messenger RNA. RefSeq names its product V-type proton ATPase subunit E-like. Gene Ontology annotation, cellular component: proton-transporting two-sector ATPase complex, catalytic domain. Gene Ontology annotation, biological process: proton transmembrane transport. The transcript has 6 exons. The record is from RefSeq and is a predicted model, not a curated record. Lineage: Eukaryota; Viridiplantae; Streptophyta; Magnoliopsida; Ericales; Balsaminaceae. Bases 115 to 807 code for a protein of 230 amino acids. Gene Ontology annotation, molecular function: proton-transporting ATPase activity, rotational mechanism.